GAUGUCUCCUCGACCUCUGACGUAGCCAAUCAGCGCGACGCAAAGCCGGCGUGCGUCAACGUCAGAGGCGAGGGUGGAGUCAACUUGGAAUUUUGGCGCGUCUGGUAGUAGAAAGAGAAGGGGUGUUGAGCCGGCUGAGAUUCUGCAUUACUGCUGUCUUCUGGGCUCCUGAUCCUCCUUCAAAGUUCUUUCUCACCACUGUUCCUAGACAGCAUGGACGUGGAGGAGGAUGAAUUAUCUCUGCUGACCGCACUGCUGGAGAAUGAGUCAGCCUUGGAUUGUAACCCAGAAGAGAGCCAGCUCUCAACCCAGGAUGACGGUAAACCUGACACAUUUGAUGAGCUCUUCGAUGCGGACGGUGAUGGUGAAUCUUACACAGAGGAGGCUGAUGAUGGAGAAGUGGAAAAGACUGAAGACCAAAAGGAAAAUCUGGUCACUCUCUUUGGAGAUAUGGGGGACUUAACAGAUGAGGAAGAAAUUCCUGCAUUGCAGUCAAGUAAAAACAGAGCCCUCCCUGCUCCUGCUUCUGCUUCUGCUCCCAGUCAAGGGAAAACUAAUCAAGAGUUGCAAGAUGAAUUAAAGAAAUUGCAAGAGCAAAUGAAGUCCUUACAAGAACAGCUAGAAAUGGCGACAAUUAAACAGCGUGCAAGCCCAGCCCAUCCACAUAAACCUGUAGAUAAGUCUCCACGUCCCCCUCUUAAGGAGAAAAAAGUUCAGAGAAUUCAGGAAUCAACGUGCUUUUCUGCAGAGCUUGAUGUCUGUUCUACCAAAACCAAGCGAGUGGCUCGGACGCCAAAGGUUUCACCUGCAGCACCCAAAAGCUCGCCUUCAAGGAUGACGAGUGCCCCAUCACAACCACUUCGAAUGAUUCCUGGGAACAAGCCUAACGGGGUGACUAGAGAUCCGGGUCCAGGGGCCCCCAGGAGUUCUGGGAAAACGGCUCAGCCAGUCUCCGUGGAAGCUUUCUCUGGCCUGAGGCUCAGGUGGCCUCGAGUAUCCUCCACAGAAAUGAACAAGAAAAUGGCUGGCCGAAAACUGAUCAGACUAUCUCAGCUCAAGGAAAAGAUGGCGCAUGAGAAGCUGGAAGAAAUAGACUGGGUGACAUUUGGGGUUAUACUGAAGAAAGUCACUCCACAAAGCAGUAACAGUGGAAAGACAUUCAGCAUCUGGCGACUGAAUGAUCUUCGUGACCUGACGCGGACCGUGUCAUUGUUCUUGUUUGGAGAGGUUCACAAGGAACUCUGGAAGACUGAGCAGGGUACCGUCAUAGGACUCCUCAAUGCUAACCCCAUGAAGCCCAGGGAUGGUUCAGAGGAGGUAUGCUUAUCUAUUGAUCAUCCUCAAAAGAUCUUAAUUAUGGGUGAAGCUGUUGACCUGGGAACCUGUAAAGCAAAGAAGAAGAAUGGAGAACCAUGUACACAGAUUGUUAAUUUGAACGACUGCGAGUACUGUCAGUAUCACAUCCAGACCCAGUACAAGAAGCUCAGUGCCAAGCGAGCUGACUUGCAGUCCACCUUCUCCGGAGGACGAAUUCCAAAGAAGUUUGCCCGCAAAGGUGCCAGCUUGAGAGAACGGCUCUGUCAGGAUAGUUUUUACUAUGGAGGGGUUUCUUCAGCAUCAUGUGCAGCCUCACUUGCAGCAGCUGUAGCUCCUAAAAAGAAGAUUCAAACCACUCUGACUAAUUUGGUCGUGAAGGGCACAGACUUGAUCAUUCAGGAAACUCAACAGAAACUUGGAAUACCCCAAAAGAACUUGUCUUGCUCUGAGGAAUUCAGGGAAUUGCUGGACUUGCCUACCUUUGGAGCCAGAAAUUUGAAACAACAUUUAGCCAAAGCCAAUUCACCAGGGAUCUUGGGGAGCCCGAAACCUGCUUUCCAGUCUAUCUCGGCAUCAGCCCUCUUGAAGCAACAGAAGCAGCAGAUGUUGGAGAUAAGGAAAAAGAAAACAGAAGAAAUAGAGACACGAUUUCUGCAAAGUUCAAGUGAGGUGAGCCCAGCUAUGCCAUCGUCUUCUCGACAGUUGCUGUCUCGUUCUCCACCAAUGAGGGCUGGGUUCCCCAGGCUGAAAGGAACCCCAGCCACACAGACGCCCAAGCUGGGGCGAGGCAUCUCAGAGGGAGAUGAUGUUCUUGUUUUUGAUGAGUCACCACCUCCAAAACCAAAACUAAGUGCUUUAGCAGAAGCCAAAAAGUUAGCUGCUAUAACCAAAUUAAGAGCAAAAGGCCAGAUUCUUACAAAAACAGACCCAAACAGCGUUAAAAAGAAGCAAAGCAACCCCCAGGAUGUCCUGGAACUGAAGGAACGUGUAGAAAAGAGUGCCACAUUUUCUCCUCAAGCUGAAGAUGAAUUGGAGCCUGCCAGGAAAAAAAGGAGAGAACAGCUUGCUUACCUGGAAUCUGGGGAAUUUCAGAAAAUUCUAAAAGCAAAAUCAAAGCACACAGGGAUCCUAAAAGAGGUCGAGGCUGAGCUGCAGGAACUCUACUUUGAUCCACUGGUAAAAAAAGAACAAAUGGAAGAAAAGAUGAGAAACAUCAAAGAAGUGAAAUGUCGAGUGGUGACAUGCAGGACGUGUGCCUACACCCACUUCAAGCCUUUGGAGACCUGUGUCCAUGAGCAACAUAACUACCACUGGCAUGACGGCAUGAAGAGGUUUUUCAAGUGUCCCUGUGGAAACAGAUGUAUCUCCCUCGCCAGGCUUCCCACAAAGCACUGCAGUAACUGUGGCCUCUUCAAAUGGGAGCGGGAUGGAAUGCUAAAGGAAAAGACAGGUCCAAAGAUAGGAGGAGAAACCCUGUUACCAAGAGGAGAAGAACAUGCCAAAUUUCUGAAUAGCCUUAAAUAGCCCUGCCUUCAAACAGGUACUCACAACCUACAUUGCUUCCUGUGGUUCUGGGAAAGCAAGGCAUUGGCUCUGUGUUGCCCUGCUCCUGAUUGACACAGUCAAAACAAAUACUUGUUCAGCCUGCAGGCAUUGCCUGCUUACCUUCCUCCAUUGUGUUGGUUUGACACCAAAUUUAACAUUGAUCUUUAAGUGGAAAAUCAAGAUGUUAUUGUCUUCUGUGUUCUUAGCAUUGAUGGCUGCAUUCAUACAGUUUUUUUUGCCCAAAAACUGGAAGGUAAAUCAAGAGCUGGUUUCGGUAUCUCUUGGAUGAUAGUAUGUGCAGUGUCGCUUCUUUAUCACAGUAAGGUUCUACCUAGUGUUUAUAUGGACACAGAGGCAAAAGAAUUAAUUUAGUUUACCCCAGGUAAGUUGCUUAACUUCUGGGCUUCAGUUGCCUUAAAAUGAGGAAGGUUGGACUAAAUGAUCUUGAAAUGUGUCUUUCAGCAUUCAGAUUCUAUAAAUAUGUAUAACUUUUUUUCAUCUAGAUAAUAAUGGUCAUUGCCUUUGAUUUGGUCUUGAUGUACUGAUCCUACAACCCAGGUUCCUUCUUUCUGUUCUAUUUUCUGGGUUUUGUUCUUUAAGAUUUAUCAAGUCAUUGAAUCACGUGGCAUUUCAAUUCAUAUCUCUGUGUGGUUGUCUGUCCCCUUACAGUGUUGUGGAGUUCUGUAAUGGAAAUAACCUAAAAUGAUAUCAUUUUUAAAUAGGGCGCAUUUUUUAAAUGGCCCAAAGAAAUUUUGAAACUUCUAAUCAAGAUGAAUGCAACAUUUGAGAAGUCGUGAAGCAUGGCUGAAAAACAGAAACAUCCCGUUAAAGACAGAAUCCACAGAGUUUGGAAUUUACACAGAGACUUUAUUAUACACAUCAAGAAUUAUAGGUCAAUCCCUACGCAAAUUAUCACCAAAAAGUCCACUUAGGAGAUUUUUCUGCCUGGGCUACCUGAUUUUCCAAAUACCAUUUGACCCAAGUGAAUCCCGGUAGACCCUAAAGAUUGGGUAAAUUGGUAGGAUUAUUACACUAAGAUUUAAGCUCUUGCUAGAAAUAGAUUAGAUUUUCCCAAGAUGGUGAUGUGGUAGGAAUAUAACAAGUUGAUUUAGGUAUAUAAGAGCUGGGAAUACAAUUCACGUGCCUUAGAUUUCACCAGACUCUGCUGUGUAUGGGUAGAAGGUGCUGUGUCUGACCUUUGUGUUCCCUCUAAUGUCAUAUCCUGAUUAUAUUUUUAGGAGUAUUAUACCUUCCACGAGGUGUUGGGUUUUUAAAUUUUAUUUUUAGCUAACAAAGAAUAAAGUGUUUCAUUCUCAAUACUGGCCAAAAGCACUAGAAACUGUGAUAUUUUUAAUGGGUCAUUUAGAGUAGAUUAUCUGUUCCAUAAACUUCAAACAGAGCUAUGUGUUUGAAGUGGGUCACAACUGAGCAGCUGCUUAGAACUUGACCUCCAGGUUGCUCUUUGAGUAAUUCCCUUCACAUGUGAGAACAUGUUCUUAUCUGAACCAAGCGUGUCGUCCGAGUCCAUAUUCACUUGUAUAUUGUGUAUAAGUAGUGUGGUAUUCUUGUAGAGGUUGAUGGUGAGCUGAAUCUGGAUGUCUUUCUUUUUUAAAUUUUAUUUUACAUUUUGAAAUAAUUUAAAAAUAUAAUGGAAUGACUGCUCAGUUACUCUCGAUCUUGGGGAGUUUUCCUUUGAGGUGAUUUGUGUGUGUGGAGGGGGUGCUUUCUUAGAAUAUUCAGGAGAGAGAAGGGGCCAGAGAGGUGACUUAUUUACAUUGAAAAUAGGAUUCAUCAGUGAGAUCAGUCUCUUAAUCCUACCCUCUUUAUUUGUGUGUAAAUGCUUUCCUAUAAAAGGAAAAUGUGUGUUAUUAUUCUUUCCCUGUCAUCGGCAUUGUAGGGCUGAUUGUGUUAAUCACAGGCCAUCAAAACAGGGUAAGUACACAACAAAAACUGUCCUCCGUGAGCAUGUUCUGUUCUGAGCAUCACAAAAGAUUUUUUUUUUUUUGCUGCCUUUUUCUGUUUAGAGGAAAUAAGUGGCUUUCUAAAGAAAAACCACCUUUCUCUUGAGUUUUGUUCAAAUACAUUUUCCCUUCCACACCACAAAAGGAAAACUGAAGUGAUUUAGGUAACAAUAAUCCAGAACAGCAAAUAAGAAACUUCUGAAUGAUCGCUGUGGAAUCUGCCCCAAAGGGAACUUAAAAUAUUAAAAGUUACAGCUUUUAAAAAUUUUCAAGUUUUCAAGUUUUAAAAACAUUGCAAGGUGACUGAUGUACAGCAAAGCUGACAGGAAGAGAGUGCAUGGAUUGGGUUUUUGUGUAGAGGUAGAUAAUGAUAGAAGUAAAGCUUGGUACAGAUUAAAUUUUUAAAUUUAAAACAUUAAUUUUUAAAAAUCAGGAGAGUAAAUCUGUUUGCCUAAGUCACUGACAGCAGCCCAUCAGAGCUUGUACUCUACAAGUAACACAUCUCUGAUCCCGUGGGAGAUUUGGAAACAAUACAGCUCUCAAGAAGGAUGGAUGGCUCAAAAAAGGAAAUUCUGUAUUCCCCAAUAUUGAGGAAAGAAAUGGUGAUAUAUCUAAAGAAAAUAAUAGAGAAGCACAAAAGAUGGAAGAAAUCAGUUGGCUUAAGUUGACGGUAGUUUGUGAAAAAGCUGUGGAAUUUGUGAAAAUUAAAAGCAACCAAGAGUAUAGCCACACUGCUGUACUAUCUAGAUCAAAAUGGGCAAGAGUCGUGCCAUGUCCUGACCAGCUCAGACCAUAUCUGCCAUACUGACUUACAUUUUGGAGAAAAGCCAGACAACAGGAACAAAUUUUUCACUGCACAUGCACAUGUUCAUAAAUGACCACAAAAGCUCCAUAAAUAUUGAUUUUGGAGUUAUAAAUACAUUUUAGCAAUUAGGUGAAUCCACAAAUAAUUAGGAGCCACUUUGUAGUAUUUCCCAAAACAGGACCAGGUCAGGAGUAUCCCCAUUUUGUAGAUUAGACAAUUGAUGAAGUGAUUUGAAAAUUGUUGGUUGAAACCAGGUUUGCAGUAAUGUUGCCAAGACUUCCCUUUGGGUACUUUUUAAAAGCAACUUUAUCGAGGUCUGAAUUUCACAUAGUAAGAGGCACAGUUUAGUAAAUUUUGACAAAUGUAAACACCCAUGUAACCACUGCCACAAGCAAGAUAGAGGAUGUUUCCAUCACCCCAAAAGGUUGCCUUGUACCACACCCCUCGCUACCCGCCAUCAUUGAUCUGUUUUUUGUCACUAUAACUUAGAUUUGCCUUUCCUUAGUGUUUGAGAAAAAUGGAAUCACACAGAAUACACUCUUGUAUCUGGCUUCUUUCACUCAGCAUAUGUUUGAAGUACAUCCAUGUUGCAUGUAUUAUCAGUUCAUUCAUUUUUAUUGUUGAGUGGAUAUGCCCCACAAUUGAUUUAUUCACAUGAUGAUGGACAUUUCGGUUGGAUUAUUUUCAGUUUGGGAUGUUAUGAAUAAAGCUGCUAUUAAUAUUCAGA
This is a messenger RNA of Rhinolophus ferrumequinum (greater horseshoe bat), 6355 nucleotides long. RefSeq names its product minichromosome maintenance 10 replication initiation factor (gene MCM10). Gene Ontology annotation, molecular function: single-stranded DNA binding; DNA replication origin binding. The record is from RefSeq and is a predicted model, not a curated record. Gene Ontology annotation, biological process: DNA replication; DNA replication initiation. NCBI's taxonomy places the organism in Eukaryota, Metazoa, Chordata, Mammalia, Chiroptera, Rhinolophidae. Gene Ontology annotation, cellular component: nucleus; replication fork protection complex.